CAUAGGAUCUGCUCGCGUUAAGAUGAUCCCUGGUACGAACCUUGCAUCAAUUGAAACGUCCCAAUCGCCUGUCCAAAUUGCUUGCGCUCAUGGACGUAUUCGAAGAAUUGAAAUUACCCCAGAGGCCCCUAAUCAUGCCAGUGAGGGGUCAGCUUUCAAGAGAUUGACAGGCAACGUACACCACUCAGAACGAGCCUUUCGAGGUCUAACCCUGACAUGAGCACCGCCGCCCCUCUGUUGACUUGACCCAGUACAUUCUCUGCAUUCCAUGUCUCGAAAUCAGAACGAUGCAG
Molecule: messenger RNA, 293 nt
Organism: Mycena citricolor
Lineage: Eukaryota; Fungi; Basidiomycota; Agaricomycetes; Agaricales; Mycenaceae
Source: the annotation of a GenBank genome assembly